ACUCCGUCCGGUUAUCUAACGUACAUACAUUUUUUUUGAACCAACGCACUCCUGUUAAUCAUUUUCUUUUUACUCCACAGGUGCAGUAUGUACCUUUUACAUGAACACUGACAUAAUUCCUAACAUUUAUUGCCUGCAGUUGCUCUGUCUCAAGACGUUUCGAUUUGAGGGAAGGAUUCCACAGUGAUAAAACUGCACACUAAUUACUCCACAGUUGUAUAACUGUGCUCUUACAGUUCUGUGUUGCUGCACUAUGCAGUACUACAGUUACAUUCUGUUCCACAUAGCUAUGACUACAUUUGUAGUUCUACAUAAUUUCACAGUACUACAGUUACAUUCUGCCCCACUGAGCUAUAACUACAUUUGUAGUUCUACAUAAUUUCACAGUACUACAGUUACAUUCUGUUCCACAUAGCUAUAACUACACUCGUAGUCAUACAUAAUUUCACAGUACUACAGUUACAUUCUGUUCCACAUAGCUAUAACUACACUCAUAGUCAUAUAUAGUUUCACAGUACUAUAGCUUCGUACAACUGCAGAUUUCACAGAAAUUCACAGUGCCGAGAACCUGCAAUGUUUUUGUGCAUUGCCUCUGGAACUCUGCAGUGCUGGAACUCCCAACACCACUGUAAUUCCACAGUCCCACUGUCACUCAGCCAAACAGGUGUGAGCGGAUCAAUACUUGGGACUGGAGGCGCUGAAGUUUUACUUCCAAAUAGAGGGUUUCUGUGAAAGUGAGAGGAAUGUGUGCAUGUGUGCCUUUGAUAGUGCAUGUGCAUCUGUGAUCGUGCAUGUGCAUCUGUGAUAGUGCAUGUGUGUCUGUGAUAGUGCAUCUGUACAUCUGUGACAGUGCAUGUGCGUCUGUGAUAGUGCAUGUGUGUGGAACACGCUACUGGGUCAUUUGAGAAUCGCACCACAUUCCUCACAUUGCACGUGUUACAUGGAAUGUGACAUACACAGUGGCACAGAAAAAAAGACUUUGUAUAUAUAUAUAUAUACAAUUUUUUCAGCAAACCCAUAGUAGAUAAUUCAUGAAAUGAUUUAUAAUCGUGAUAUAUACAUUGAAGUGUCUUGCAAUGUAAAAAUGACUACCGGUACUUACAAGCUUUGAAUUCUGAAACUCCAGGAGAGGGACUGACAGAACCAGGACUAUAAGAAGCGCACCGGGACGAUGGCUUAUAUAUGCCGAGCAUGUACAACCAUACCCAUGUCCCUGGGUUUCGUUUUGUUUUUCCACAGCGGAGACCCCCAGGUGCCCGCCCUCUGUGCCCCCGCUGCGGUGCGCUCCGAUAGUGGGGAGCCGAGCUGUGACUCUCCCUCUCUCUCCCCAGGAGAUAUGACCGAGGACUGGAACGCCUGUCCCCCCGGCACCCCGGAGCUGCGGCUGAUCCUCCUGGGCUCCAUCGGCUGCGGUAAGACCCUGUCUGGGGACACCCUCCUGGGGCAGCACGCCAUGGCCUCCGGCUCCAGGAGCCCCAGGACCUGCCAGCUGAGGCAGGGCGUGUCGGAGGGGCGGAAGCUGUCCCUGGUGGAGGCCCCGCGCUGGUACUGGAGCGGGGGCCAGCUGGAGUCCAGCGUCAAGGAGGAGACCAAGCGGGCGCUCUCCCUGUGCGAGCCGGGGCCCCACGCGUUCCUCGUGCUCGUCCCCGUGGGCGAGUUCACGGACGUGGAGCGGCGCGUGCCCGGCGAGCUGGAGAACAUGUUCGGGCCCGGGGCCCUGCGGCACGCCCUGGUGCUGUUCACCUGCGGGGACUACCUGUCGGGCAGGACGGCCGAGGACUACCUGGCAGGGGAGGACCCCGGGCUUCGGGAGGUGGUGGAGCGGUGCGGGGGCAGGUACCACGUCUUCAACAACCGCCGGCCUCAGGACAGACCGCAGGUUCGGGCGCUGCUGGACAAGCUGGAGCGCAUGGCGCAGGAGAACGGGGGCUGUUACGUCUCCGGUGGGCCGAGGAGACGCGUGGAGGACCGAGCGAUCGGCGCAGGGAAGCAGGAAAGGACGUUUCUCGCAGAGAGCGAGGCGCAGCCGGAGGAGACCGUUAAACUGAGACACGUGGGCAACGGGCUCCAGGCACAGCUACCCCAGAAGCUGCCCCAGCAACUACCCCAGCAGCUACGCCAGGAGCUGCCCCAGCAACUACCCCAGCAGCUACGCCAGGAGCUGCCCCAGCAACUACCCCAGCAGCUACGCCAGGAGCUGCACCAGCAACUACCCCAGCAGCUACGCCAGGAGCUGCCCCAGCAACUACCCCAGCAGCUACGCCAGGAGCUGCACCAGCAACUACCCCAGCAGCUACGCCAGGAGCUGCCCCAGCAACUACCCCAGCAGCUACGCCAGGAGCUGCCCCAGCAACUACCCCAGCAGCUACCCCAGGAGCUACCCGCACCGCAACAAGCCUCGCAGCCUGGGACACUGGAAGAGACUGACGGCUCACCCCUGCGGAGGAGCUCCAGCUUCCGGCUGACUGAGGAGGGCGCUCUUCUCUCUCAGAUGACAGAGAUGAAACUCAGCCAGAACUUUGUCAACACCUGCCACCACCAGAUCUCCCCCCCUGAAAGCCCUGUCUCUCCCUCUCCCUCCUCUCCUUCAUUUCCCUCCUCUUCCUCACAGUCCUCGCAGCUGAGGCUGGUGCUGCUAGGCCGGACAGGGGCGGGGAAGAGCGCGGCGGGUAACGCGAUCCUGGGCAGGGAGGCCUUUGUGUCCCGGGGCAACGGCGCGGUCGCUGUCACUCAGGCCUGUGAGAAGAAGAAGGGAACCGCUGCCGGGCAACGGGUGGCUGUGGUGGACACGCCGGACUGGUUCUGCUCAGAGCUCCCCCCGGAGGACGUUCGGCGCCAGGUCUCCAACUGCGUGGCCCUCUCGGCCCCGGGGCCCCACGCCUUCCUCCUGUGCGUCCCGGUGGACCAGCCGGCCAAGAUGGAGCUGGAGGCGCUGGGGGCGCUGGAGGCGGUGUUCGGGCGGGACGCGGUGCGGCGGCACACCCUGGUGCUGUUCACCCACGGCGACCGCCUGCCGGAGGGCGGGGCCGUGGAGGACUACAUCAUCACGCAGCGCAAGGACCUGCUCCAGCUGGUGGAGUGGUGCGGCGACCGCUACCACGUCCUGGAGAGGGGGGGGGGCGGCGGCGGCGACGGCGACGGCGCGGGGGGGCGGGAGGCCAACGUGGCCGAGCUGCUGGAGAAGGUGGAGCAAGCGGUGAGGGAGAACGGGGACUCCUACUACAGCUGCUCCCUGUUCCAGGAGGCGGAGUGCAGGGUGAGACAGAGGCAGGAGGAGAUCCUGAGGGAGAGGAGAGAAAGAGAGCCGGAAAGGGGAGGCGCGGAGCGCGCACAAGUGCAGGCGCGGGAGACGGAGAGGUGUUUCACCUCCUCCUCCACGCUGUACUCCGUGCAGGAGAUGGAGGAGGAGGAGUUGCAGGAUCAGGCCAGGGAGGAGGCGGAGAAUAGCGUGCGCGACCUCAAUGUGGGCACUCUGUCCUCUCUCUCUUCCUCUUCCUCUUCCUCCCCCACCUCCUCCACCUCCCCGUCGUUCUUUCUCUCAGCUUGGGAUAAAGUGGCCACGGGGGCGAGGAGAGUCCCGAAACUUGUUGCGGGAGGUGCUCUGCUGGGUGGGGUGGUUGGGGUAUUUUUUGGGGGACCCCUGGGGGGUGUAGUCGGGGCGACUGCUGGCUCAGUGGCCACAGAAGUGGGGCGACGGAAGUACAGUCAGAAAAAUAAAACUGAGUAAGAGAUCGCUACCUGGGGUGACAUAGCUUAG
Messenger RNA from Anguilla anguilla (European eel), 3757 nucleotides. RefSeq lists its product as uncharacterized. The transcript has 5 exons. Gene Ontology annotation, molecular function: GTP binding. Lineage: Eukaryota; Metazoa; Chordata; Actinopteri; Anguilliformes; Anguillidae. The record is from RefSeq and is a predicted model, not a curated record. Bases 1172 to 3727 code for a protein of 851 amino acids.